UGUUGCGGGAACGACUUCUGUGUGCUCCGUUGUUUUUGUCGUUUUUAUUCACAAAAAAUGUGUAUAAACUCGUUACACUGUAAUAAACAAUGAUAAGGUGGUGCAAAAACAGUGUUUAUUAAUUAAACGUGAAGAAAUUGGUUAUUCGGAAUGUGUUUUCGGUAAUCAGAAAAUAUCAUGGCUUGUGGAUUGCAAAAUUACGAGGACGGUGAUAUGCCCGCGGCUGAGCUCGAGUUCCAAACGAAAUGGAGCAGGUUUUCCGACUGGUUGCACUGCAUAUGUGUGGUUACGUUCGACUUGGAGCUAGGACAGGCUAUGGAAAGCGUGUAUCCUCCUGGUGUGAAACUAACUGAUCAGGAGAAGUGCAAUAUUUGUUAUUUGGCGUUCCCCGACUCUAAUUCUGGGUGUAUGGGCGACACCCAGUUCCAUGUCCGGCUGCGCUCGAGGGCGGGCCUGACGCGCCAGCAACUCGUGUACAACGACGACAGCGUGCCGACGUUGCGCGCCGACUCUACGCACUACUGGGGCUUCGUGUACUUCAGACAAGUGAAGGACCCCUCCCUGCCUAGAGGAUAUUUUCAGAAAAGUAUAAUUUUACUUACUAGAUUACCUUUUAUAAACUUAUUCUACAAAGUAAUCCAAUUGAUUGCUCCCAAGCAUUUCGAGGAAGGUGAGAGGAGCCUGGAAGCUGCUUGUCAUGACAUUAACAGAUGGCCUCCACUCGACGCCGGGCAGAAUGUGUUGUUACCUGUGCUUGGCACAGUUUUUCAAUCAUACAUUCCUAAUCAACAGACCGGAAAGAUAACUCGAUCUGACAUUGCAAAACAGGUGCAUUCUUCGAAUGUACCACAUAUUCUAGCAUCAUUACAAGAUGUGAAUGUAUUUGAUGUUCUAUCUAGUGUUAUUUCACACUUGCAUUUAUUAUGGGAGUUGGUGUUGACAGCAGAACCCAUAGUGGUGAUGGCCAGUUCACCAACUGAAUGUUCCGCUUUAGUUCAAGCAUUGACAUACUUGAUACAGCCACUACCAUAUUCAGCAGAAUAUAGACCAUAUUUCACAAUACAUGACAGUGAAUUCAAAGAAUUUACAAGGAAACAAUUCAACCCACCUUGUGUAAUAUUAGGCGUGACCAAUCCAUUCUUCACAAAAACAUUACAACAUUGGCCGCACACCAUUAAGUUAGGUGAUGCUUCUUCUAUAAAAACAAAAUUGAGGAAAGUUGGCAAUCUCAAGCUUUUGGACUCUGCACCAGGUGUGUAUACUCAGUAUAAACCUUUUUUGGAAAAAGAUAAAGCUAUUAUUAAAAAAUUGCACAAUGGUAUUAGAACUGAUCGCCCAUCUGAAGUUCAAACUGCUAUGGUCAAGCGGCACCUACUUGAACUAACUCAAAGCUUUAUGAUUCCUUUAGAAAGGUACAUGGCAUCUCUCAUGCCUUUGCAGAAGAACAUUUCUCCAUUCAGAGCACCUCCAGUGCCAAAUCCUUUUAAUCCUGAAGACUUCUUUGCAACGUUGCAACAGUCCGGCCCACAAUUGACUACUGGCAUAAAAGGGGAUUGGAUUGGUCUAUACAGAAACUACUUUAGAACUCCAAACUUUAGUGCAUGGUUCCAUGAAAGACACAAUAAUUUGACAAAUAAAUUACAUGCAUUGCAACUUGAAGCAUUGGCUGAAAGUGACUUAAAGAAAUGGUCAGUUGGUAAAAAGGAGGUUGAAAUUGUGGAUAUGGUUUUGAAGUUGAGAGAAGUGUUGAAGAGUAACCCCCCAGUGGCGGACAAUACCAGGACAUUGUUGGCGCGGCGCUUGGAGGACCUAAACUGCGUCCUGCCGGAGGAUAUGAAGUCGAUACUGAACGCGGCCACGUGACAGAAGCACUGCUGCGCCUCAAACUUGAGAGGAUGCAGCGACGACUGCAAGACACAAUACAGGAAGUUAAGAUAUGGUCACCCUAUUGUGUGCAUGUGAAAUGUUAGUUUUUAUAUCGACAUGCAAUAGUAUCGCGUUUGGGGGUCGGUUGCGAAAACCGCGUUGCGUAUAUCAAGUUUCAUUGCGAUACAUUUAGUGUAUUAUUAAGUUUGGCCAGAAAUAAUGCUAUAUAUUUAGUAGGUAGUUAACUCUAAAUUGUAAUUAGCAAAUAACUGAAAUUAACUUAAAUAAUACCUACCUCUGCAGAAUAACUUUACUUCUGGCCAAAGGCUUGUGGGCGUUUCUGCGAAAAUGUUCGAAUUUUAAUGUUGUUUGUUUUGUUUAAAUUUUUUAUCACUUGUUUUCAGUGCGCAGUUUAGUGUUUAUAGCUCGAUAAGUUAUUUAUGGAUAGUCUUGCAAUAGUUUUAUAAUAUCAUUUGACUAUAAAUAUAACUUCAUCGCGAAUUAGAGUAAAUA
Helicoverpa zea (corn earworm) is the source of this 2379-nucleotide messenger RNA. Its product is annotated as protein DENND6A. Gene Ontology annotation, cellular component: recycling endosome. Lineage: Eukaryota; Metazoa; Arthropoda; Insecta; Lepidoptera; Noctuidae. The transcript has a single exon. The coding region runs from base 178 to 1863 and encodes 561 amino acids. Gene Ontology annotation, molecular function: guanyl-nucleotide exchange factor activity. The record is from RefSeq and is a predicted model, not a curated record.